AUGUAUACUCAAUCACGGCCGAGAUCAGAAUCAGUCGUAUUACCUAUUUGCUGUUCGUUCCAUGUAGCCAGUGAUUUUCAUGUGAAGGGAGUUUGUUUCGAUUUGCUUUUGAAAGAAUUUUUAAAAUUUCAAAAUGUUCUGGAUGAGCUUGACCACUGGGCGCUGCGACCAAGCAAGUUCCCAUCCCGAUCCCAUUUCCCAUUUCGGAUUAAUCUUCAAAAGCGGGUCAUUUGCCAUCUAAAACCGAUUUCCGUGGCCGAAAUAAAUCGAGCCAGGAUUAGGGCCUGUGGUCGCCCCAUUGUUCCAGAUGGAAGUGUAAGGCGCUGUCAUAUAAAAAGAUUUUAAAAGGAGAGUUCGUUUAGGUGGGCUUUCCAAGUUCUUCAACGUUUAACCUAAAAUGACACAGAAACAUUAGCAGUUCC
Messenger RNA from Drosophila simulans, 422 nucleotides. RefSeq lists its product as uncharacterized. The record is from RefSeq and is a predicted model, not a curated record. NCBI's taxonomy places the organism in Eukaryota, Metazoa, Arthropoda, Insecta, Diptera, Drosophilidae. The transcript has 2 exons.